AAAAGCACGAAGACAGGAUGGGAUGAGAGCGCGGUUCAUCACGAGAGUAUCAGGCUGAUGGCUGACAACAGCUCGGUUUAGGUUAGCAGUACCUCCGUUGAUUUGUCAUUAGGUCAUCGUAACGCUAGUAUGCGUUUUGAAUAGUGGCUAUAUUUAGGGGAAGCCUAGCGUGAGAAUGACCGUAUCGGUGCGAUUGCUGCCUUAUGAGCAUGCUUGCGUUGAUGUCCCCCGGCGAAGGCGCUAUUGAGUGAAGAUGUCGAUUUUGUGGGUGAUGAGCGACUUUUGGCCAGUACAAGCGAGAGGAUACAGAUAAUAUUUCGUACGAUUUCUUUUCCUCAUACAGAUGUAUUCUCGCGUCUCUAAUGCUUCACUAGAUACCGUAGCGCUGCAGCAGUGGCGUCGGCGUCACUGACGCCUUGGCUCAUUAUCGCCAGCCAGACUCGUAGUUCUCCGUUAUUAUGGCAAUUUUCCGGUUGACUAACUGCGAAAGCCAGUUUCUUCCUCUCGUAAUCCGGACUCUGUCAUUGGUUCCGCUGGUGUAGCAAAAAACCUUAUUUCCAGUGCCCCAAUUUCUGACUUUCUGCUUGCAAGUCAUUUCCAGCUCUAGCAUCCAGUUUAGGUCUUUUUAUUCUCCACGUCGAAGCUUAAGUCGUUAUACUGCGAUACAAGGCUAAGUAUUCGCCUACAAUACGGUGCAAAGCCACAGUUAGGGUUUCCGUAAAUAAUCUCCACCCGUUGCACGAGACACUUUACUCUGCGAGCCGUCAGGAUGAAUUUCUCCCACGACAAGUUCGACGCGGAGAAGUAUGUGGACGACCAGAUGCAGAUCAUGGACGAACGGGGCGUCCGUCUGCUGGUCGGAGACCUGGCGGACUACCGGCGGGUAUCAGCAGACGAGAUGCGGAAGAGCGUGUUCGCCAACUACACGGCGUUCAUCGGCACGUCCAAGGAGAUCGCGGAGCUGGAGGUGGAGCUGCAGCAGAUGAAGAACCUGCUCUCGCUGCAGACCAACCUCAUCCACUCCCUCGCUGCCGAUAGCUUGAACAACGAAACCAGCAGCAAUGCUAACUCUGCUGCUGCUGCUGCGGCUGCUGCUGGUGGUGCUGGUGCUGGUGGUGGUAGCUCGACCCCGGCUUCGACUGCCUCGUCUGUUACCACUGCCGGUACUUCGUCUACUUUCGCUGCUGCCUCGUCCUCGUCGUACGCGUCCUCGUUAGCCACGCCGCAGGACGAGGAGGAGGAUGAGAGGUUGUGGAGUGUGGAGGUCCCGGAGCCGACCGAGAUUGAGAAGUACGCGGAGGCUCUGCCAGAUAUACUGGAUAUUCUUAUAGCGGAGCGGAAGGUCGACCGCGCUAUAGAGCUGCUGGAGCAGGGCAGCAGAUCAGGAGGCGGAGGCGGAGCGGGGGGGGAGGAGGAGGAGAUUCUGAGUGCGGAGGCCGCGAAUGCGCUGGCGACGGCGAUAGCGGACAGGAGGGCGUGGCUGGUGGGGCAGCUGGAGGAAACGGCGCAGCAGGCGGCUGUGAGGGGGCAGGAGCUGAGGCAGGCCGUGGGCGCGCUGUAUAGGCUCGGGGAGACGGAGAGGGCGCACCAGCUGCUGCUGGCGGCGUAUGGGGAGAGGAUCCGGAGCGGGUCGAGGCUGCUGAGGCCCCGGGGGACGAGCUUUGGCGGGGCGUAUACCGCUGCUCUUGCACAGCUGGUGUUCUCAGCGAUAUCCCAAGCAGCCACGGACUCAGCGCGCAUAUUCGCGUCGGACCCCUCGUGUGCGGCGGACCUGCUGCUGUGGGCGCAGAGGGAGACGGAGUUCUGCGUCUCGCUGCUCAAGCGCCACGUGCUCUCCUCCGCUGCUGCUGCUGGCGGGCUGCACGCCGCCGCUGAAUGCGUGCGCAUAGCGCUGGGGCACUGCAGGCUCUUAGAGGACCAGGGUCUCACCCUCUCCCCAGUAUUGUCCAAGCUGGUGCGCCCCAGCGUGGAGGAGGCCCUGGAGUUCAACAUCAUCCGCAUUGAGGACUCGGUGGCCACCAUGGUGGCUGUGGACGAUUGGGUCCUGCUGCCGCUGCCGCACGGCUCAGGCGCCACAGGCCGGGUGCGCGCGCUGCAGCAGACUCUGGGGCCGGGGCUCAUGCACCUCAAGCUGUCCAGCAGCGGCCAAAAGUUCUACAUGCUGCUCGUGGACCUGGUGGAGGACAUCUUACCAGUGAUCAGCCUGCAGCUGUUUGGCCGCAUUCUCGACCGCCUCGCCUCGCUCUUCGAGUCGUACGUCGCGCUGCUGCAGAAGGCCCUCCCCUCGCCCUCCUCCGACGACGACGACAACGAGGACGAGGAGGGGGAGGAGGGGAAGGCCGGGGAGAAAGACAAGGACAAGGCGAAUGGGGGAGGGGAGGAGCCAUGGCAGGACGGCAGUGUGCGCACCGCAGAGGACGAGCAGCAGCAGCUGGCUCUGCUGGGGAAUGCAUCGGCUCUGGCUGAUGAUCUGCUCCCCAGACUGGCGCAGAGGCUGACUCUGGCGGCUGGGGAAGAAGGGGGGGGGGGAGGCGGAGGCGGGAGAGGGGGGAGGAAGCAGGGCGGGGUGGAGCAGGACAGGCGGCUGUCGGGCGGUGGCGGACGCAACGCGGCGGAGCACAAGGAGUGGCGGCGGCGGCUGCAAAAGGCGGUGGACAAGCUGCGGGACGUGCUGUGCUCGUGCCUGGUGGCGGAGUUCAUGUACGGCGACGACGGCAAGCCCAUACUCACGGCCCACGAGUACCUCCACAUGGACGCCAAGAUGCGCCCCACGCAGUGGGCCUUGAAGCCCCUGCCCUCGCCGCCUUUCCAGGCGCUCUACAUGGCCUUGCACUCCAUCCACUCCACAGCCACCUACGUGCUGGGAGGGCGCGACAGAGUGGUGACGCUGCUGCUCAUGCGCCUUGCAGAGUGGCUCAUGAUGGGGCUCAUGGUGUACAGCACCUUCUGGGACGAGCUCGAGAACGCUGAGUACGCCCUUGGCCCCACUGGCCUGCAGCAGCUCGUGUUCGACAUGUACUUCGUGAUGCAAGUGGCCAAGGCGGGCAAGUACUCGUCCAGGGCCAUGCGCAAGGUUGCGGAGGACAGCGCCACCAAGGCCAUCGUGCUCUUCACCGACCAGACGGGAGGCGACCCCAACAGUCUCCUACAGGAGGACUGGUGGUACGAGCACAAGUGUCUGGAGGCAAUAGAGGAGCUCGCAGCAGCAGCCAGCCCGGCAGCAUCGCCCUCGGACUCCCCCAGCCGCCACCGCCGCUCCUUCUCCCAGGAGGACCACGACGACCCCCUCCCCGCUGCCUCCUCCGCUGCUGCUGACGCUGGUGCUAUUGGUGGUGCUGCUGGUGCUGGUGGUGUUGGUGCAGUGGCUGCUGCUUCUGUGUCUUCUCAGGUCCAAUCGGUGCUGUCGAACCAUCAGCCGGUGGACGGGGGUUUGUCCCAGCAGCAGCAGAGGCCGGAGGGGAGGAGCGUGGGGGAUGAGGAGAGAAGACCGGCAGCAAAAACACAGUAUGAUGCAUCUGAUGACGAUGGUGGUGGUGGGGGUAGGAGUGCAAGGGCAGGAGCGAGGGGUGGCGCCAGCCGGAGCAGUACUAGUGAGGGGGUGGGAGGGGGGGCGAGGAGCAGAGGGUAUUCGGGUGAUGACUACGCAAGCAGUGGCAGCAGGAACGAGUAUUCGGCUCGAGACAGGGACUAUGGGCGGGAUUAUGGGCGGGAUAGGGAUAGUGGGGGGGGCAGCAGAGAGUAUGGGAGGGACCGAGAGAGUGCUGCGGGGGGUUGGGAUUAUGGGAGGGAUAGUGGGGGAGGGAGUAUGCGCGAGAGAGGGACGGUGGAAGCAGGGAGUAUGGGAGGGAGGGCUCUUACGGAAGGGAUCGAGGUUACAGUGAGAGGGAGAGGGAUAGGGAUGGGUAUGGCCGGGAGGAGGGGUCGAGAAAUUACUCGGGGCGAGAGGCGAGGAGCAGGAGAGGAGGGGGGUAUUGAUAUGGGGGUGAUGAAAAAGAAGGGUAUUGAUGUACGGGAUACAUGGGCCAUGACGGCGGGAUACUGAGAGAUUGCUGGGAGGGAGUUUUUAUCGAGAUGUUUGUAAUGUAAAGGGCGCUUUGGCGAGACUUUGGGGGUCUAUGGAGACCUUUGGCACGUCCUUAGGCGAGUGGAAGCAUCCAUGCUGGAAUCUGGUUUGGCGGAGAUGUGGCAAGUUGCAAGGGCAAGAAUUGGUUUCUAGGAGCUCCCAGAGGGAGGGAUGGGAUCUCAAUGUAGAAUUGGAAGGGAAGAUGUAGCACACCAUAUGUUAGGGUUGCUGUCGCUGAUAGCCAAUGAUAAUUCUUGUCAUUGCCAGUAGCGAGAGUGGCCUUGGCAAACUGGGGGAUUGCUUUCAUAUUGUAGAAAGCACAAAGACAUGUAACUUCGGAAAUUUUGUCCUGUUUCACCCGU
Closterium sp. NIES-67 is the source of this 4425-nucleotide messenger RNA. The record is from the annotation of a GenBank genome assembly. NCBI's taxonomy places the organism in Eukaryota, Viridiplantae, Streptophyta, Zygnematophyceae, Desmidiales, Closteriaceae.